AUGAAUCUGCCUUGGGAUCUCUCUUGGUCACAGCACCAUUUCGUUCCUCUUCUAGCUGUCUUGGUUGCUGCUGUGGUCUACUUGUUCAGUUUUAGCAAGAGGAAGAGCCACGUUGCGUCCGUCCGUAAUACGCCGGUGGGCAAGUCCAAGGAUGUGAAGAAAGCAGGCCCGAGGAUCGCGCACCUCAAAUCAACACAAUGGUAUCGAGACAUGUUCUUUCAGCUUCAAAAUCUCGAAGAUCACCCAGAAACGUUGGAACCGGCUCGAGAGGAACUAUUGAUCAUGUUCUCUCGUGCACUUUUACUCGCCCUCCUGCAGGUAGAGUGUGACAGUAGCAGCAACAUACUCAGCAUCGAGGAUUACAGCGUCGAGGGCAUCUCCACCUUCCUCAAACACACACACCAAAAGGCUCAGUCAGAAUUUGCCAGCUAUCUGGAGAGACGGAAACAGGGGGAACAUACCGAGUUAUUUGGGACUGUUGAAGCUGCGAAAGAUUGGCUCGUCCAGCAGGCACCCAUCAAACUUGUGGACGGCGCAUGGCUUGGACACAUAAACAAAAUCACCACUCCGUUUUCCCUUCGGGGCGUCACCAGACAGCUGUGGCAUCUCUUGUCAGAAGAGCUCGGAGAUGGCGAUCUUUCCAAGAACCACGUCAAUAUCUACCGCAGGCUUCUGAACGAUAUUGGAUGUCCACUGCCAAAUGGCCACAGUGCAGAUUUUAUACGUCUCCCCGAGUGGAAUCGAGUCGAGAAUCGUGAGGCCUGGCAGGCUGCCGUGGGCCAGCUUACCAUCUCGCUCUUCCCCAACGAGUUUCUUCCUGAAAUUCUCGGCUUUAAUAUGCACUUCGAAACCGUGACGCUCGACACUAUGCAAGCAGCCCAUGAGCUGAAAAGCUUUGCCAUUGAUCCUUAUUACUUUCUCAUCCACAUUACAAUAGAUAAUGCCGAUUCCGGACAUACGGCCAUAGCCGCUCACGCUGUUAUGGAAUAUCUUGAAGUCGUGCGAGCAACGGAAGGGGAGGAGGCUGUGCAGCAGGCCUGGAAACGAGUUCAGGUGGGAUACAUCUUGUCGCAGACUCUAGGGAGUCAUUCUUCCACUGGAACAGUUAAUUUGGGUCUUUCGAGCCCAGAAGUCUUACUUGGACCACUUAGCACUCAAGUGAUGGACAUCCUUCGAUCCAAAGCUCUGGUAUCGGAUGGUAUCCACUCUCAAAGCAGGGCACGUAUAGGACCCUAUACUUUGUCUGAAUGGCUUGAUGCGGACUUGUGGAAGCAUUCCAAUGGGCCGCAUCAGCUGGAUCUCUUGACAGUCCUCAGCGAAGCCAAGCCGUGGGUUUUUGCAGGGGAAAGCAGCAAGAGCCUGCUUUUGCGGGAGCUUUCGUGGGGAGGACGCAUGUUUGGCGCUUUCACAAACAACGAAGUUGCUACUCUUCGCUCAUGGAUAGAUGAAUUGAGACCAAAAGAUGAACCCUUGCUAUAUUGGAAAUUUACCCAGAGACAAUCCGUGACUUCUCAAGAUGCUGUCGCAGCGCUCCGAGACUCAGUUUACCACUAUCAAUCCGUGUUUCCCGACAAUGAGGCCCAAAUGCUCCAGGUGGCGGACUCGUGCAUACCCACAAUGUGCCAGAGACUUGACUCUGUUGUUUCAUUGCCACCGUGGAAAGAACAGUCAAGGUUGAACACACCCUCGAUGGAUCAGCUCCCUGACAUCAUUGCCCUUUGGUUUGCGCACAUCAGUCUUUUGGAGAACACGACCAGUAUACCCUCCCGAACGGUAUGUCCUCUUUACUCUUGCAUUCUGCGCCUCCUGCGUGCGCAAGCGGGCUUUGAUAUUGAAUCCGACAUCGUUGCGGGCAUGGACGAAUUGAGGCGAGAAUCUUGCACUAGUCUCGUUGAUAUUGGCCUCGAGCUUGUCCUGAAACUUGGCCAUCCCACGAUCGGUGCUAAACCUUCAUGUUUGCACGAUGUUCUUUUGCUAGCGGCUCAACACGGUCAGAGUGAGGAUAGUGCUAGGUUGGCCAACAACAUGCUGCGGUGGAGUGCGCGGCCCACGGGGAAUCUCGGCUUGCUCCUAGGAAUAGCGUUGGCCUUUUUGGAGUUUAAAUAUGCUAUACUGAGAGCUCCUGAUCUGCUAGACCGGGAGAACUGUCUCUUGUUAGAGGCUAUUGUGACAAGAGAGAAGACAAGCCUAGAGGAGUGUGCUGGGGACCUACAAAAUACGGGUGAUACACGGUACAAAGACAUGCUACAAGGGUACCGUCUUGCAAUGACAGGUCUGUCGAAGUGCCUAUAG
Messenger RNA from Penicillium manginii, 2292 nucleotides. Its product is annotated as iron-containing redox enzyme family protein. Lineage: Eukaryota; Fungi; Ascomycota; Eurotiomycetes; Eurotiales; Aspergillaceae. The transcript has a single exon. The record is from RefSeq and is a predicted model, not a curated record. Bases 1 to 2292 code for a protein of 763 amino acids.